GGCUCUUUUCUUUCUUUACUUCCAAAUGUCAUAAACACAACCUUUAUCUCCAAACUCCUUCUUGGGUGGUAGUAAUUGGUAACUCAAUCAAAAUACACAGUUACAUUACUCUGUCUUUCUGCUAUGAAGAAGCUCUGUCCCAAUCUUGAACGCGAGGAUGGGCUUGAAACGGUGCUUGAGGUUCCCAUCCCAGAGGAGAUUUUCACCAUCAAGAGCGGAACUAGUAGAGCUUGGCAAAACAUGAAGUCAUGGAUGAAACCAAACCUCGAUUCUUCAAGAACAUCAUCAGCAUCACUCUUUGCAGGCCCAAAUACUGAUAUACAAUUAUUGCUUGGAGUUGUUGGAGCUCCAUUAGUCCCUUUCCCUAUCACCUCUCACAACCAACCCAUCAACAUUAAAGCCCGUAACAUUGAGGCUUCGAUGGCAAAAUAUAUAGUGAAACAAUACGUGGCAGCUGUGGGAGGAGAGAGUGCUUUGAAUGCAGUGGAAAGCAUGUAUGCGAUGGGUGAAGUGAGAAUAGGAAGCUCAGAGUUUUGGGGAGGGGAAGAAGGGUACGCGAGUAGCAAGAAGAUGAAGAAAGUGGAAAUGAAAGGAGAAAUGGGAGGGUUCGUGGUGUGGCAGAAGAAGCCAGAGCUAUGGUGUUUGGAGUUGGUGGUUUCUGGGUACAAGAUCAGUGCCGGAAGUGAUGGAAAAUUGGCAUGGAGACAAACACCUUGGCACCAUUCUCAUGCUUCUCGUGGCCCACCAAGACCACUUAGGCGUUUACUUCAGGGUCUUGAUCCAAGGUCUACGGCCAAUCUCUUCAACAACUCAAUAUGCAUUGGGGAGAAGACAGUGAAUAACGAAGAAUGUUUCAUACUUAAACUUGAAGCCGAUUCCACUUCACUUCGAACAAGAAGCAGCAGCAACGUAGAGAUAGUUGGCCACACGAUGUGGGGCUACUUCAGCCAGAGAACGGGCCUUUUGGUCCAAUUAGAAGACUCUCACAUGCUCAAACUCAAAUCCUCCCAAAGCGACACCGUAUUCUGGGAAACCAACAUGGAGUCCCUCAUACAAGAUUAUAGAACCGUGGAUGGCAUUCAAAUAGCACACGCGGGGAAGACUUGGGUCACCUUAUCAAGGUUUGGUGAAAGCCCUGAAAGCCAUUCCAGAACCCGAAUAAACGAGGCUUGGCAAAUUGAAGAAGUUGACUUUAAUAUUAAAGGGUUGUCCAUGGAUUGUUUCCUACCCCCUAGUGAUUUGAAGAGAGGGGAAGAAAAAGGGGUAUCACAAUGUGGGGUGCCUUCAAGCAAUGCAAAAUUACCCUAUAAGAUUCGUUCUGCUUCUUUUAAGAUUAGUGCUACCAAAGUAGCUGCUGUUAACGUGGAUGAAUAUUCAAGCGCCAGUGAAAGUGACGAAGACGUGUAA
This is a messenger RNA of Abrus precatorius (Indian licorice), 1407 nucleotides long. RefSeq lists its product as uncharacterized. The record is from RefSeq and is a predicted model, not a curated record. NCBI's taxonomy places the organism in Eukaryota, Viridiplantae, Streptophyta, Magnoliopsida, Fabales, Fabaceae. The transcript is spliced from 3 exons. Bases 124 to 1407 code for a protein of 427 amino acids.